UCCUGGUCACGUGCUCCAGCAACACGUCACGGACCUAAGUGUGACAGUGAAGUCGCCCUCUUUCUGACUGUGGAGUACAGGAUUUGAAUCUGUAUGCUACAGGUCAUUCCAGCGAUUUGCCAGAAAACAAAAGUUUUGUGAGGAGCAGACCGAAAUUUUCAGGCAAAAAUCAGGACAUUCUGUGAAAAUCUGGAUAGUUGAGAGAUUGCUGUGACUGGAUAAAUCAUGAUACAUCCUAAGAAGUACAUCAUCUUCAAUUACGCAGUUUUUAUAUUUCUUAUUCCCCUUCUUCAGUUGUGCACUGGAAAACCAAUGCAAGUCCAUAGUGGUGGUGGUGAGAGAAGUCUUGAAGACAUCAGUAUGGAAAUUGCGGGCUAUUCCGGUGUUGUUAAAGACAUUAUUAACCUCACAGUCUAUGGAAAAGCUCAAAACAGAUCCUAUAACAGACUUGCUCUUUUCACUGACACAAUAGGGAAUCGAGUUAGUGGCUCAGAAAAUCUAAACAAAGCCAUCAAGUACAUGUAUAAUGCUCUGCAGAGCGACAAACUGGAAAAUGUCAAUCUGGAGCCUGUGAAGGUACCUCACUGGGUAAGAGGAGAAGAAUCUGCCAUGAUGCUGGAACCGAGGAACUACAGUGUUGUGAUACUGGGUCUGGGAAGUAGCAUUGGUACUCCUCCAGAAGGUAUUACAGCUGAAGUCUUAGUCGUGGCCUCGUUUGAUGAGUUGGAGAAGAGAGCUGCUGAAGCCAAAGGAAAAAUAGUUGUUUAUAACCAGGCUUUUGUAAACUAUGGUGAAACUGUGCAAUACAGAUCAUUUGGGGCUGUACGAGCUGCAAAACACGGAGCUGUGGCAUCUCUUAUACGAUCAAUUACACCCUUCUCAAUUUCUAGCCCACAUACAGGGUGGCAGGAUUACAGCUCUGAUGUCCCCAAAAUUCCCACUGCCUGCAUUACAGUGGAAGAUGCUGAGAUGAUGGCUCGUAUGGCUUCCCGUGGCACCAAGAUUGUUAUCAACCUCAAAAUGGGGGCCAAGACCUACCCUGAUGCUGACUCGUUCAAUACAGUGGCAGAAAUUACUGGCAGCAAGUUCCCAGAGCAGGUGGUACUCAUCAGUGGACACCUGGACAGCUGGGAUGUGGGACAAGGAGCCAUGGAUGAUGGUGCUGGUGCGUUCAUAUCAUGGGAGGCACUUUCACUGAUUAAGGACCUUGGUCUUCGUCCAAAGAGGACACUUCGUCUGGUUCUGUGGACAGGAGAAGAACAAGGUGGCGUUGGUGCUAGUCAGUACUACCAGCUACAUAAGGUUAAUAUCUCUAAGUAUAGUUUGGUCAUGGAAUCAGAUAUUGGCACAUUUGCACCCUUUGGAAUACGGUUUACUGGUGGUGAUAAAGCCCAUGCUGUCAUGAAGGCAGUGAUGCAGUUGCUGAAGCCAAUUAAUGUUACAUCAGUUGAUCCUUAUGGUGAAGGAACAGACAUCAGUUACUGGCUACAAGCUGGUGUGCCAGGUGUCAGUUUAAAUGAUGACAUAAGCAAGUAUUUCUGGUUCCACCAUUCUAAUGGAGACACAAUGUCAGUUCAAGAUCCAGUGCAAAUGAAUCUCUGUGCUGCUGUUUGGACUACUGUCUCCUACAUUGUGGCUGACAUGGAAGAAAUGUUACCAAGAAACUGACAUUCAAGCAUGUGAUUCCUAGGUAGUAAUGCAUCAUGUGGUGUACAGCUGUCUGGGCAACUUUCUUUUUCUCCAAACCAGUUUUUCAGUUACUGCUGCUACCUAGAAGCUUGUUUUAAAUCAAGCACACUGAAUAGUUUGGUCUGUUUUGCAUUAUGUCUUUACGUUUAUGUAAUAACGGUAAUGUUGUAUGUAAAUCUUGGAAUGUUGGCAGUAUGUUAUAAAUGAUGGCACUCUGCCCUAAAUUGAAUCAAAUAAAAUAAAAAAGCAGUGAAUCAAGAUUUAACAAAAAUGACUGUAACCAGGGUUAUGGGAUUAUACUGUUUUCUGUUAACUAGAGAAAAAUGUUGCCUCUUAGGAGAAGGUGAUCUGCUGUUUGAUGUUCAAACAGGGUACUAGCUAGAAAUUAAUAAAUAAAUGAAUGCUUUUA
Molecule: messenger RNA, 2098 nt
Organism: Protopterus annectens (West African lungfish)
Lineage: Eukaryota; Metazoa; Chordata; Ceratodontiformes; Protopteridae
Gene: CPQ
Product: carboxypeptidase Q
Exons: 9
Coding region: 226-1668 (480 amino acids)
Biological process (GO): thyroid hormone generation; proteolysis; peptide catabolic process
Molecular function (GO): metallodipeptidase activity
Source: RefSeq, a predicted model, not a curated record